Molecule: messenger RNA, 3921 nt
Organism: Saprolegnia parasitica CBS 223.65
Lineage: Eukaryota; Oomycota; Saprolegniomycetes; Saprolegniales; Saprolegniaceae
Exons: 7
Coding region: 17-3898 (1293 amino acids)
Source: RefSeq, a predicted model, not a curated record
GGAUCGCAACAGGCGCAUGGAGGCGUGGACCGAGCGCGACCAGCAGCUGCUGCGGCAAUGCGUUUUUGAGCACGCGUACGACUUUGAGCUCGCGGCUAAAGCGCUCUGCGCGCGUCUGCCCAAGGCACGCCGGCUAGCCCUGAGCCAAGAAGCCCCGAUCGACGCGGCUACCUGCGCUGCCAAAUGGCAGGAGCUCGAGAGCUACGCCGACGACGACGACCAAGAUGACGAAGACGACUACGAUGACACGACACCUAUGCGUGUCAAGGAGGCCGCGUCAAGCCCUUUGCUGCGCCUCGAGCUGCCACUCAGCGAAACUGAUCUGGAUGCGCUUCUGAGCGACAUCACCGUCCCACUACCGACGACCAACAGUAGUGAGAUGCAAUGGGUGCUCUCGUACCUCGAUGAUCCGACCAAUGUCACGAGCGCGCACGACGACGAGGACAUGGCCACGUUCGACGCUGAAUAUGCAUCGUACAAGGGCCACGCCGAUCAAGACGCGUACUUGGCGAGCUUGGACGAAGCGUUUGCGCGCCUCAAACGUCAGAGCAGCCGCAGCGUGGACAACAUUAGUAUUGUGGCGCCGCCUCCCGCGCCCAGUGACGCGACAGAGCUUCGGUCGGCGACUUUGCCACCGCCGGUCGCCAUGGCAUCUCCAUUGCGGCCACCGUCGGUCGUCGCCGCACAAGCCCCUGAGCUAGACGCUGACGCAACUUUGACGCCCGCCUUGCCAAUCGUGCACAUGGAGCAGCGCUUGCCGCCUCCGCGUGGCCCGCUCGAUGACGACGACGACGCAGCGUCGAGCAUCGAGUCCGAUACUGAAGAUGAGUGGCAGCGCGCGCGGCAGUCCAUGAAACGCCGUGCAGUGCCAUUCUUCGAUGCCCCUCCUCCGUCCACGACACCCGACAAAAGCGUCGUUGCAUCGCCAGACGACAACGAUACGGGUGAUGCGGUGGACGAGGACGAGCGGCGCGAGCGAGCGCUUAUAAAGCAGUGGCAGCAAGAGCUUCAGAGACAGCAAGACGACGACAAUGUGUUGCAGCAGCAGAUCCGCGACGCCGAGCGAACGCGUCGUCGCCUCGAGUUUGCGGCGCUUUUGCAGUCGACGGCGGCAUCGACGCCACAAAAGGAUGCGUGCAUCUUCACCCUCGCGCCCCCCAACCCAUUCGAGCUCAGCACCUCGAGCUUGCAUUCGGACGAGCCAGAGAUGGUCCUUUGCCCAUCCUUGUCGUCGCCUUGCGAGCCAACUCUAGAAGCACCAGCAUCCGUGUUUGUCGCACCGACCAUUUCGGACGAGGUGCCCAGCGCACUGGCGGUUCUUCGAACGGCCGACGUCCAUCGCCGCAUUGAGGAGAGCAUUGCGGCCAGCGACCUCUGCGAGCCGCUGUACCACCGCCAGCUGUCGCACGGAGCAUUUCUACCCACGCUGCCGCCACCCUACUGGGAUGCGCUCUUCGCGUACGGGGCACACGAUGACGACAGCGUUGCCUUGCAGGACGCACACGUCUUGGUCUGCGGCCUCGAGACCACCGACGCGCGGUUUCCGUUAAUCCUACGCCACUUGCUCCAGCUCGAGGCCAUGUUUCCAUCCACAGUGCUCUUGGGGCUUGUGAGCUCGGUGGCCUCGGACCCUCUUCGCACGCUCUCGUUUGUGUCGCCGAGCCCAGGGCAUUCGCUGGCGCGGCGCGUGCUGUACGUUGCCAUCUCGACGCCCGACCUUGCGGCGAUCACCGCGUCACCCGUGGCGGGCGCCAACGUGCUGCUCGCCGAUUGCUGCGAGGUCGUCUGGCCGACGUCAACGGCGCAUCCGAUCCACCUCUUUACGCGGCUCCCGGCCUUUCAAGUGUUUCCCUUCCAGCUACACGACCUGACGCCGCGCUUAGCACCCGAGACAACUGUCGCCGUGCUCGCAGGUCCAGCGUUCUGUGGCCUCUCUGACUUUUUAGCCCUUCCCGACGUGGACGUCGUCGGCUGCAAGCUUUGCUUUGGCGCACGCUUUGAGGCCAACUUGGCCGUGCCGUCCAGCGUCGCUGGCGCGCGCGUGCAUCUCGUGCUGGCGCUGCGUGGACACAGCGCCGUGGCCACACUCCGUGACGCAGCGUUUCUGCAUCGCCAGGGCGUGUACGUCUCGCACGGCGUCCUCCAGGCGAAGCGGGAUGUCGUGCAUUGGCUGGGCGGUCGCGUCGUGGCGACGCAUGCGACGCCGCUCCCGACGCACUUGCCCCGUCCGCGACCGCUCUACUCGAUUGUGCUCAAGCCCGAGGCGCGCGUGGCGGUGACGUACCCAUCGAUGCUACCGCCGUCAUCGCUGGGUGCAGCCGUCGACGCACUCGCUCGGUGCGGCUACACGCUCACGGGACUCCAUCGAUGCAGCGCAGGCUGCGUCACCAUGAUAUGCUUCAAGGAACACGGAGCGAUCCAUGCACCGAUCUUGCAGCAAGCGUUGUGCGAGAGUACGCGUCUCAAUGUACCGGUACUUGUCGCGUCGGAGAGUGUGACGGCGGCCAUCGCCCGAGCGACCGAGGUGGCGUUGCCGUUGCCGAAGCCAUCGCCGUCGCCUCCGCUCAUUGCCGACUCCAAUCGAGAGCAAACUCUCUUGGCGGUGCUGUCUCCGGAGGCGUUUUCCGACGCAGGCACCGCAUCAUUCGAGCUGCCGCCCCUCGGCUCUGCCCUCACAUCCCUCUUGGGCAACGCCGAGACGUGGCAUCUUCUGGGCCUCAAGCUCGUGACUGCGACGCCCGAGAUGGCUACCGCCUUGGCCAAAGACAUUCCGGGUCUUCCGGCGCGGCUGCUUUUGGUGGUCUUUCGACAACGGCUUGGCGGCAGCAGCAUCAAGAAAGGGCUGGCUCAUGUCUGGCUGUACUCGUCGCCAACCAUCGUCUAUGGGCUUGUGCACCAGUUUUUUGCGGCCUCGGAGCUGCAUCAGACGCAGCCUUCGCCGUUGGAUAGGUGCUACCCGCCAUAUGCGCAAGAGCCGUUCUUUCUACUCGACAAGCCGGCACCGCUGCUAUCGCUCGUGGUUAUCAAGCCACACGCACCGACGUCGCUACUGCCAUUGCUCUUCCGGCGCCUCGCACGGGACGGCUACACGCUGCUGGACGUACACAUGACGGUAUUGUCGCCCCUGCAAGCCCACGCCUUCGCGACCAACGAUGACGAUCAAGAGGCCUUGCUCACGUCCGCGCCUGUUGUGGUGUGCACCGUGCGUCGACUUGACGCCGUUGCGCGCCUUCAAGAGCUCGUUGGCCCCACCAACCCAGAGGACGCAAGGCGGGUAGCGCGGCACUCGCUUAUUGCAGGCUACGGCAUCGACGCGGCGCACAACGCGCUAUACACUCCGUCGUCGUACGCGGCGGCGCGAAAGGACUUGGGACUGCUCUACCGAGACGUCCUCUCGGAUGCCUUGUACGACGACCUCACGCGACGGAACACACCGCCGGCGCUGCAGUGGCGGCUUGCAGAGAAGAUCCCAUGCGUGGUAGAAAUGACGCCAAAGACGCUGGUCGAGACGACGCUUGUCCUUUUGCUUGGACCGCUCGUGGACGUCGCGGGGGCCAUUCUUCCGUGGCUUCUCGACGAAGGUGGUUUUUCCCUUGUCAACAUCCAACUUGGCCCGGCGCUACGCAGUCACGCCCACCACUUGUACUGGGCGUCGCAGCUAUCUACGGCCGCGCUCGAGAUGCCCUUCAUGGCCUUGGCGUUGGAGCGGGACAACGCCGUGUCUCGGAUGCUGGCGCUCCUGGACAACCAAGCAGUGACCAAGUUCCUUCCGUCGAGCUCGGAGCGCAACGACGAGUGUCUCUUUGCUUGCUCCAGAACCUCCAAGCACGCACUGCAGGAACUCCCGCUCAUUUUUACCGAACUGCACAACAGUGUGCACGCGAUUCGGGCGCUCUAACUCUGUAUGGUCGUACUUUCUUC